Aspergillus welwitschiae is the source of this 1076-nucleotide messenger RNA. RefSeq lists its product as uncharacterized. The transcript has a single exon. Bases 193 to 879 code for a protein of 228 amino acids. The record is from RefSeq and is a predicted model, not a curated record. NCBI's taxonomy places the organism in Eukaryota, Fungi, Ascomycota, Eurotiomycetes, Eurotiales, Aspergillaceae.
CGAACAAUCUUCUGUCAGUCAGCGGCUCUGCCAUAUUGUCGAAGCCUUGAGAAAAAUUUCUUUUGUUGUUGAUACACCGCGCGAGGGCAACCUCAAAUAUCCGGUCUGGAGGGAAGGAAACCCAGUUACUUGAUCCUGUUCACAGGAUCUUAUGGUGUUGAGAGGAGUGUCACAUUGGAAUACGGUCUUGGGAUGUUUGUUCAAUGCUUCUUCCACUAUUUGGCUCACAUACUUUUGUCUCGAGACGAGCAUAUUAUCCAGAACUUACCCGCUCGCGCGGAUUUACCUGCAUUUGCAUUAUUUGUGUGUCUCUGUUCUGUGCCUGUCUUUGCUUACUUUCCUCUGUUCAUUGAACAUCGUUGGAACUCUUUGUGCAUUAACCUGAUGUGCGUUGAUAGGGCUGCCAGCCGGGUUAAACUCAACUGGCAAACAACCUGGAAGGCUCGUGAUCAUACGGUUUUACAGACUAAUUGUGGCUUUUUCUUUUCCCCUCUUUACUUCCCUUUUCCUAUUUGUCCUCGCUUUAGUGAUUAUCUUUAUUUCUUUACACCGCAUUCUGCGCUAUUCCCACCAACUAAUACCUUGUUUGAUCCUCCCCCCGGUCUUUUAUGCGCUGUCUCUGGGGAGGUGGGCUGGCCUGAUUCGACAGAUAAGGUACCCAUCCAUAAGGGACCCUGUCAGGUCCUGCCUUCGGCCUGCCAGCAACCGGGAUUUCCUUUCCCCCCGCUAGCACGCCUGGAUCGGGAGGCCUUGUCAUUCGUUGACUCUUCUGCAGGUUUGCCUCGUUUCUUUUUUGACGUUCGGUCCAGGCAGGAUGGCAUUUUUGUACCAUCCCGGUACUUGACCUGCUUGCCUGUCCAUGCCGGCAUGUGUUUGUAACCAUUACAUAUCAUACUACUAUUAUCUACUAUGCUGUCUCUUUUUGGUGAUCUCUCAUCAUGUCCAAUGGUGUAUUGUUACUACUACGUGACGCCUUUGGAUUCAUGCCAUUGGUGGGUGGGGUCGAGAAAAAAAAAAGACCUUUUGCAACGCCUGUAUUCUGGGGCAUGCACGAGGAUUGAGCUAAGGGAACUGUU